Molecule: messenger RNA, 2045 nt
Organism: Polistes dominula (European paper wasp)
Lineage: Eukaryota; Metazoa; Arthropoda; Insecta; Hymenoptera; Vespidae
Product: protein apterous
Biological process (GO): neuron differentiation; regulation of transcription by RNA polymerase II
Cellular component (GO): nucleus
Molecular function (GO): DNA-binding transcription factor activity, RNA polymerase II-specific; RNA polymerase II transcription regulatory region sequence-specific DNA binding
Source: RefSeq, a predicted model, not a curated record
GGAGAAGGUGGUGGUGGAGGUGGAGGAGGAGUCCAAAGGUGGUAGUAGUGGUGGUGUUGGUGGUGGUGGUGGAAGAAGCAGCAGAGGAGAAGCCGCGUACCGGACGCCAUCUCCGCGUUAUCGGCAAGCGGAUCCCCCGGGACACCCCCCCAAGCAGCUUCGACGUCGCGCACCCUCGCUGGGAAUUACCCCGAGACAGAAAUCACCCUGAUGGGAGUAUAUGAGGAGCGCGCCCCUCCUACCACCGGCAUGCACUGGCCGGCCAGCUCGCAGGAGCGCGGGAGCGGCUUGGCUGUGGGGCGUCAAGGGGGGCCCGGUAGUGCGGGGGGCCCCGGAGCAGUCGAGCAGGCAAGGGACCUCAGUCCCUGCCUCCCCGCGUCGAUGGGCGACGCUGCACGACCCACCACCUUACCGUGCAGUCCUCCCGCCGCCCACCACCACGGGUCCCAUCACACGCCCCAUCACACGUCCCAUCAGACGCCCUUACAUCAAACACAUUGCGGCACCAACAACAAUUGCUACGACGGACCGACCACCCCUUACGAUUCCAGGGACUACGAUUCGCCUGGAGGUGGAUCAGAGUACAGAAACAACGGUAGUUUCGAUAAUAAUCCGAGUGACUUGAGUAUGCCGCCACAAGGGACACAUCAUCACCAUCACCACCAUCAUCACUCGCAUUUACAUGGACAAACUCAUACGCAGGAACACCAAUCUUCCGAACAUUUGCAGACCAUUCCGAAACUCGAGCCACCGCCAACGCCCCCGGCACAAUCCGAGGAUGUUCCUGGAGUUGUUUGUGCAGGAUGCGGGCUCAGGAUAUCUGACAGAUAUUACCUUCAGGCGGUUGACAGGAGAUGGCAUGCUGCAUGUCUUCAAUGCUCUCAUUGUCGUCAAGGUCUCGAUAACGAAGUCACCUGUUUCUGUAGAAAUGGAAAUAUUUACUGCAAAAAGGAUUACUAUAGGAUGUUUGGAAGUUUGAAGAGGUGCGCGCGAUGCCAAGCUGCGAUUCUAUCCUCGGAAUUGGUGAUGCGAGCACGAGACUUGGUGUUCCACGUGCGUUGCUUUUCGUGCGCAGUGUGCACGGUCCUAUUGACAAAGGGCGAUCACUUUGGCAUGAGGGACGGCACGGUAUUGUGUCGAUUGCAUUACGAGAUAGGUGCUGAAUUACAUCCAGCACAAAGUCCACCGGUUCCUGUUUAUCCACCUGGUCCACAUUAUCCUGGCCAAUUUCCAUCACCCGAAUUUCUUCAUCAUCAUCACCAUCAUCAUCAUCAUCAUACGACGGUGGCCGCGGCUGCGGCAGCGGCAGCUGCGGUCGCUGGUCAUGGUCCACCUCAUCCUCACUCGAUGCACCCUCAACAUCCUCAUAGUCACAUCAGUCCGGUACCACUUCAACCCUCAACACCGUCCGUCCCUGAUGCUGGUUCACCUCCAAAAGUACCAUACUUCAACGGUGCAGCAGCAGCAACAGCAGUCGUACCACCACCCAGGCAGAAGGGACGACCAAGGAAAAGGAAGCCUAAGGAUCUCGAGGCUAUGACCGCCAGUCUCGACUUGAACGCCGACUACAUAGACAUGCCCUUCGGUAGAGGCGGUCCUGGGACUCCAGGCAUACCUGGCUCCAAUAGUAGAACAAAACGAAUGAGGACAAGUUUCAAGCAUCACCAGUUAAGGACGAUGAAGAGUUACUUCGCGAUCAAUCACAAUCCCGACGCGAAGGAUCUCAAGCAGCUUUCCCAGAAAACUGGCUUGCCAAAAAGGGUACUGCAGGUCUGGUUCCAAAAUGCCCGUGCCAAAUGGCGACGUAUGGUGUUGAAACAAGAAGGAAAAUCGGACAAGUGCGAUAGCGUCGUUGACGGAGGUUCAUUGGGUGAUCUAGAACUUUAUGGCAACAGCGGUGGAAGUGGUGGUCCACCUAUGAGUCCUCCCUUCAUGCUUGGUGGUCCACAUAGUCCAGCAUCUUUGGCAUCCUUGGAUUGCGCGUGAUCAUCAACAACAACAACAACCAUUUGAAUUUUCACGAGAAGACAAUUCGUAAAUGAAUU